This is a messenger RNA of Macadamia integrifolia, 720 nucleotides long. RefSeq lists its product as uncharacterized. The coding region runs from base 1 to 720 and encodes 239 amino acids. Lineage: Eukaryota; Viridiplantae; Streptophyta; Magnoliopsida; Proteales; Proteaceae. The record is from RefSeq and is a predicted model, not a curated record. The transcript has a single exon.
AUGACUCAGGGUCAAGCUACCCAGGCGGAAGAUGUGGAGCCACGUCCUGCCCCUAAGAAGUCAUAUGCAAGAGCGGUUGGGAAUACAUCUUGGCCUAUAAUCGACUCUCUUCCAAAGCCGAUUGAAGCUAUCAACAUCAGGAGAAUUGUAAUUCCUCAACAUAACUAUGAAUCAAAGAGACAGAUGUUUAGAUUUGCACUGAUAGGGCGAGUUAAUUUUCGUUUGAUCUCUUUGGAUGAUCUGCAUAAGGAGGCACGAGAGAAUUGGAAACUGAGUAAGGGGGAGACCAUGCAUCCUUUGGGGAAGGGGUAUGUAAUUUUUCAGUUCCAGUGCGAACAGGAUAAGGCAACAAUAUGGCAGAGCAGUCCUUUAAUGAUGGGGGAGCAGGCGAUCCGAUUCCAGCAAUGGAAAUCAGAUUUUAAUAUCCAUGAGAAACAAUCAUGGUCCAAACUCGUUUGGGUUCGCUUUCUGGACCUUCCCCUCGAGUAUUGGAAUGAGAAUGUGUUGUUGUCUAUUUUAAAUGUAGUAGGGCACCUUGUGGGAUUGGAUCGCAGAACAAGGGAAGGAGUCAUGGAACUCUUCGCCAGAGUUCUAGUCGAUGUGGACAUCUUGGAGGUGGCAACUCGUAUCGAGGAAGUGCAAGUGGAAUGGAUGGAACCAGGAACUACAAAGGUCUUUGGGUUUCACCAGAAGGUGCUGUAUAAAGAUGGACUAGAGUGA